This is a messenger RNA of Macrobrachium nipponense, 5921 nucleotides long. RefSeq names its product chitin synthase chs-2-like (gene kkv). Bases 283 to 4992 code for a protein of 1569 amino acids. Gene Ontology annotation, molecular function: chitin synthase activity. Lineage: Eukaryota; Metazoa; Arthropoda; Malacostraca; Decapoda; Palaemonidae. Gene Ontology annotation, cellular component: cell septum; cell periphery. The record is from RefSeq and is a predicted model, not a curated record. The transcript has 26 exons.
CUCCAGUGGCGUCUCGACCGUGUUGGACGAAAGAAUAUUACCUGUCUGGGGAACCCGUGUGAUUGGCUAUGGUGUUUCUUUGACUUCUGUUACGAAAGCCAUCGAAGGGUAGCAAUGUGUCUCAAAGUAAACAGACCUAGAUCUUGAUAGAAAGUGGUGUGCUGUGAAUCCGUAAAAUAAUACUUCAGGAGAUAGAAAAGGAAUAUUUUAUAAUUCGAAAGGAGCUUCAAGUGAAAUUCCCUGCUUCGGGAGGUGAGAGGCAACAGGGGACUGAACUCCAGGAUGCCGCCACCUAUGCCUAUGCAGAUGCCCCCCGGGGAGGACAGCGAUGCAGAAUUUUCAGAUGACGAAAAUAUCCCCCUCAAUCAGGAUAUCUACGGAGGAAGCCGCCGCUCCGUUCAAGAGACCAAAAAUUGGGAUGUGUUCCGAUCGCUGCCACCAUCCACGGGUUCUCUGUCCGAGGACAACCAGAAAUUCUUGGAUGUCACCAUCAAGAUCCUUAAGGUCGUCACGUACCUCCUGACGUUCGGCGUCGUGCUGGUCUCGGGAGUCAUCACAAAGGGCCUAGUCCUCCUCAUGACGUCACAGCUCAAAAGUUCCAAAAAUGUCUCCGUCUGUUCCAACAGAUACUCCAGUCUGCUAAACGAAAAAGUUUUUAAAGCUAGCAUUCCGGAGGAGGAAAAUGUCGUUUGGGCCUGGAUGCUUCUCUUCUGCUUCAUCGUGCCCGAAAUGGGCACUUGGUUCAGAUCGACGAGAAUGUGUGUGUUCAAGUCUUGGAAAAAGCCCUUUUUCGGUGAUUUCUUCUGGGUGUGGAUCUUUGAGACCUUCCAUGCUCUGGGAACAGCCCUCCUCAUGUACAUGGUUCUACCAGAUCUAGAUGUCAUCAAGGGAGCUAUGCUUACCAACUGCGUCGCUUUCAUUCCUGGUCUUUUUGGUCUUCUGUCUCGAACAAAGAAAGAAUCCCAUGUUGCACUGAAGGUGAUUAUGGAUUUGGUCGCGUUGGCUUGCCAGCUCACAGGAUUUGUUGUGUGGCCUAUUGUAGAGUACGGGAAGGACCCCAAUAACUACACAGUCUGGGUUAUUCCAUUUGCAAUCUUCCUGACGUCAUUUGGAUGGUGGGAGAAUUAUGUUGAUCGUCAUUCAAAAUUCAGAAUAAUAAAAUACUUUGGAGGAAUUAAGGAGCGGUUAUGGAAAACAAGAUAUUUCUGUUAUAUUUUUGUAUCCCUGUGGAAAUGUCUGAUUUUCUUUACCAUGAUGGUCAUCUGCAUGAGCACCCGUCUGGAGCAUUUCAGUACCAUAUUUGAACUCGGCGAUGCUUUCAGCGCUCACAAAAUUAAUUAUACUGAGGUUCGAGAAACAAUCUCCGGGAAUGUCAUACCUGACUUAAAUGAAGUAGCUCCUUUAAACGAAGUUAUAUCAAUUGAUUCACAACCAGGGACACCCAUCUACGUUUUCCUGAUCCAAGUUCUUACUGCCUGGCUAUGCUAUAUUUUCGGUAAAUUCGCCUGCAAAAUCUGCAUUCAGGGCUUCAGCUUUGCAUUCCCUGUGAACCUGACAAUCCCUGUUUCCAUUUCUCUGCUCAUCACUGCUUGCGGAUUGAGAUAUGAGAAUGUCUGCACUUUUGCAUAUAUGCCAGCCUAUCUUUUCUGGGAGUGCAAAGAUGGAGAUAUCCUUAUUGAUUUCCUAAAUAAUGAUUAUGCUUGGAUAUGGCUAUUUUGGUUGUUGUCACAAACAUGGAUCACACUGCAUAUCUGGACUCCAAAAUGUGAACGUCUAGCAUCGACUGAGAAAUUGUUUGUCUCUCCAAUGUACAACUCCUUGUUAAUUGACCAGUCGCUUGCCCUGAACCGCCGCAGAGAUGAUGAAGGAGAUGUUAAGACAGAGGAAUUGAAUCUUAACCCAGAUGAACACGAAAAUGAGGUGUCACAGUACUAUGAGACAAUCUCCAUCCACACGGAUUCAUCCAACACAAAUGCAUCAAAAACCAAGUCGUCGGAUCAUAUUGUUCGCAUCUAUGCUACAGCAACUAUGUGGCAUGAAAAUGAAGAGGAGAUGAUGGAGAUGUUGAAGAGUAUUCUUAGGAUGGAUGAGGAUCAGUCUGCCCGCCGCGUGGCUCAGAAGUACCUGAAAAUUGUUGAUCUUGAUUACUAUGAAUUUGAAACUCACAUUUUCUUUGAUGAUGCCUUUGAAAUAUCUGACGAAAAUGAGGAUGAGAAUGUAGUAAACCAGUUUGUGAAGCUACUAGUGACUUUAAUGGAUGAUGCUGCAACCCAUGUACAUCAGACAAACAUUCGUAUUAGGCCACCUAAGAAAUUCCCCACACCCUAUGGAGGCCGUCUUGUUUGGACACUCCCUGGAAAAACAAAGAUUGUUGCUCAUUUGAAAGACAAAUCCAAAAUCAGGCACAAGAAGAGGUGGAGCCAGGUGAUGUACAUGUACUACCUACUUGGGUUCAAACUUAUGGACCAACCCAUAUCAGUGGACAGAAAAGAAGUGAUUGCUGAGAAUACCUUCCUUUUAACUUUAGAUGGAGAUAUUGAUUUUACUCCUAAUGCUGUUGCCCUUUUGGUGGAUCUUAUGAAAAAGAACACUAACCUAGGUGCUGCUUGUGGACGUAUUCAUCCUGUGGGUUCUGGACUCAUGGUGUGGUAUCAGAUGUUUGAGUAUGCUAUUGGUCAUUGGCUGCAAAAGGCAACUGAACAUAUGAUUGGGUGUGUACUCUGUAGUCCUGGAUGUUUCUCACUUUUCCGUGGAAAAGCCCUUAUGGAUGAUAAUGUCAUGGCCAAAUACACAACAAAGUCCAGCCAGGCUCGCCAUUAUGUACAGUAUGAUCAGGGAGAGGAUCGAUGGCUUUGUACACUAUUGCUUCAGAGAGGAUAUCGAGUAGAGUACAGUGCUGCUUCAGAUGCCUACACUCAUGCUCCUGAAGGUUUUUCAGAAUUCUACAACCAACGUCGACGAUGGGUCCCCUCAACUAUGGCUAAUAUCAUGGAUCUUUUGCAAGAUUAUAAGAGAACUGUUCAAGUUAAUGAUAAUAUUUCCCUUCCAUAUAUUUUCUAUCAGACUAUGUUGAUGGCUGGUACAAUUCUUGGCCCCGGUACAAUCUUCCUUAUGUUGGUUGGUGCGUUUGUGGCUGCUUUCCGUAUUGGUAACUGGCUUUCAUUCCAGUACAACAUUAUUCCUAUUUUCCUCUUCAUGAUUGUUUGUUUCACACUGAAUUCUAAUAUCCAGAUUUCCAUCGCGUAUGUCCUUUCGGCUGUAUAUGCACUGGUAAUGAUUGUUGUUCUAGUGGGCAUGAUGCUUCAGUUUGCAGAAGAGGGAUGGAAUACACCAACAGCUAUAUUCUUUAUGGCAACAGCUGGAUCCUUUAUAGUAACAGGAAUACUACAUCCAAAGGAACUCUUUUGCCUCCCAUGUGGAUUAGUAUAUUACUUACUCGUGCCAUCUAUGUAUCUCCUACUUGUUUUAUAUUCCUGUUUCAAUCUCAAUAAUGUCUCAUGGGGAACACGAGAAGUUGCAGUUAAAAUGAGGAAAAAGACCAGAGAGGAACUUGAAGCAGAACGCAAAGCAGCAGAGGAAGCUAAGAAAAUGAAGAAGAAAGAAGGAUUUCUUGGCUUCCUUCACAGAGAUAAUUCUGCUGAUGAAGAUGAGGGUUCUCUUGAAUUUUCUUUUGCUGGGCUUUUCAAGCUUAUGUGCUGUGUACAUCCAAAGCCUAGCAAUGAGCAACAGCAAUUGGCCAGUAUUGCCAACUCUUUGGAAAUCCUCAAGAAACGUUUUGAAAAUAUUGAAUCACAUAUGGGUAUACAACCAAGUUCUCGAAGGCGCUCUACAAUUCAGCCACGUAAUUCCAUGCGUCCAGAUGGUAAUAACUCAGUCAAUGAAAAUCUAGAUGAUGAAUUUAGCGAUAGUGAAAGUGAACGGUCAGGGCCAAAAGAGGAGAGAGAUGAUCUUGUGAAUCCAUACUGGAUGGAAGACAAAGCUCUGAAAAGAGGAGAAGUAGAUUAUAUGCCAGGUGUUGAGGUACAGUUCUUCAAGGACCUUAUUGAAAAAUAUUUGUAUCCCUUGGACAAAAAUGCGAAUGAACAGAAAAAAGUCGAGGUGGAGUUAAAGGAACUGAGGAACAAAUCCUUCUUUGGAUUCUUCAUGCUGAACGCGCUCUUUGUCCUCAUUGUAUUCCUUCUUCAACUGAACAAGGAUAACCUUCACAUCGACUGGCCACUGGGCAUCAAGGAAAACAUCACCAUUAUACCAGAAACUCAGGAGGUACUCAUCAGUCAAGAAUAUCUACAACUGGAACCAAUUGGUCUUGUGUUUGUGUUCUUCUUUGCCCUCAUUUUAAUCAUUCAGUUUGUAGCUAUGUUGUUCCAUCGUUUUGGUACCAUCUCUCACAUUCUUGCAUCCACUGAACUCACCUGCUGCAAUAAGAAGUCAGAAGAUGUCACAGAGGAUGCAUUUAUCCAAAGGAAUGCUGUUGAUAUUGUGAGACAGUUACAGAAACUCAAAGGUAUAGAGGAUGAUUAUGAUAGUGAUAGUGCUAAUGAUGGGCAGCUAGGAAGACGCAAGACAAUCCAUAAUCUGGCACGUCAUGCUCAAAAGAAGCAGGCCAUUGGGACACUGGAUGUGGCUUUCAAAAAACGAUUCUUCAGUAUUUCAGCUGAGGCUGCUGAAAAUGGCAAUGUAGCAGAAACUCCGGUUUUGGGCAAUAUGCGGAGACUGAGUAUGCGACGAGAGACUAUCAAAGCAUUAGCUGAGAGGCGUGAAACUGUUGUCCAGGAGAGACGUCAGUCAAGGAUGCAAACACUUGGAGCAAAGAAGCCACGAACAAGAACUUCAAUUGCUUCAGAGGCAGACAACCAGCGCGUGUUCACUCCAACUGGUGGUUCUAUCAACAAUGCAUAUGAGUCUGAUACUGAACACCUUGGUGGGGGGUCUUCAAUUAGAAGUGCCAUGAGAUACCGAAAUGCAGAAGAAAAUGUUUUAUAUAAGCCAUAAUUUAAUAUUUUGCUCAUUUUUUCUCUAUCACGAAGUAUCGAAAAUAUAGUAAAUCUCGCCUCUCCUUAUUGAAUGUACAGCAACAGUUUACAGAACUUUCAUCCGAGCUCAUAACAUGACAAGUUUGAGUAUAUUUGAUGCUGCAACCUUCUUAGUUUAAAAAGUAGCAUCUUUAUACUGAGAGUAGUCAAUCACUAUUUUCAUAACAAAAACAUGAUUAUACCUUCAGUGUUAAUUCCCACAACUUUUAUAUACAAAUGAAGUCAUUAAAUACACGGUUCUUUUAAGGCUAUUUUCUUGGCUGUUUUGCUUAAUUCACAGAAAUCAGUAGUAGUAAGAAUGUUUUUUUACCUCUAAAUAUCAGCUUUUAGUUAAAGACAAGUCUAUUUUGAAGGGUAUUACACAGGCAGUUUGUCUACAAAAAUAUUCUACUACAAAUUUUGUUUGUAUAGUAGUGAUUUUUUUCUGUUAAGUACUAUAUCAACAAAAAUGACUGAUGUUAUAUGAAGUAUUUACAUUACUGUAAGUAAGACAUUUAACAAAUUUUCAUAUCAUAUUCUACACAGAACACUACCUGCAAAGUCUGAUAACAAAAUACACAUUUUAAAGUCAGUAGAGCAAAAUACAAUGCUUUUUGAUUGUUAAAGUAGUGCAAUUAUAUUAUUAAUGAUUUUAUGCAAUCAGUUUUAAUCUGGUACUAAGUAUAAAGAAAGAAUCUAAAUACUGUAGAUAGAGCCAAGGGAAUUUUACUUUAAUCUGUGAUUUUCAUUAUAUUACAUAAACAAUUUUAUUAUUCCUGUUGAUUCUUGUGUGAUUAUAAUUUUUCAUAAUCACACUAACUUUUCUUAUUCUGUAUUACAGCUGCUACCACGCUGUUGUAAAUGAUAUGUAUAAUAACGUGUAUAAAAUAAAUAUAUAUACAAUUUAAA